AAUAGUUAUGCCUUUUUUAUUUUAUUUUGUUCCUUGAAAUAUAAAGUUUGGCAUAUGGGUUGUAUAAAUGCUUAGAAAUGGCAGUAUAUAAGGUCUUCCACUCUUUGUGGUUUUUAAAGUAAACUCUCACUUUUGAGGGUAAACAUCGCAAGAACUCUAUAUAGUAGACUGCAUAGUUAUUCAAAUGAUUGCUUUUGGUUAGAAUUGGAAUCAAGUUGUUUAUCUCAAGAAAGUUAAUGAAGUCUGAAUAGUUUGCUCUGGUAAUAAUAUUUAUUUAUUCUUUUUGCCUUCUCUUUUAACACUCUUUCUAUGUCCUGUAGGAUAAAUGUCAUGACAAAGUUCUGUUGUUUUUAGGGAUAAUUGGCAGAAUUCUGUGUGCACUUGCUUUGGGGUCGGGUUAAUGGCUGCACACAUUGGAGUCAUAUCCCCUUCUACCUUCUUCCCUUCACUCCGUUGCCUUCCUCAUCACUAUAUAACCAAAACCAAACCUUUGAUUUUGGCUAGUAUGAGCAAUGAUCCAAUACGUGAGUGGAUUCUUUCUGAAGGAAAAGCCACACAGAUAACCAGAAUCAAUCCUAUUGGUGGAGGUUGUAUCAAUCUUGCUAGUCGCUAUGACACUGAUGCUGGCUCUUUUUUUGUUAAAACAAACAGGAGUAUUGGACCAUCAAUGUUUGAAGGAGAGGCUCUUGGUUUAGGAGCAAUGUAUGAAACCAAGACCAUUCGUGUGCCUCAACCAUUUAAGGUUGGAUCAUUGCCCACCGGUGGUUCUUUCAUCAUUAUGGAAUUCAUUGAAUUUGGAGCUUCUAGAGGAAAUCAGUCUGAUCUAGGGAGGAAGCUUGCUGAAAUGCAUAAAGUAGGAAAAUCCAGUAAAGGUUUUGGUUUUGAUGUUGAUAACACCAUUGGCAGCACCCCACAGAUAAACACCUGGUCAUCAGAUUGGAUUCAGUUUUAUGGUGAGCAUAGAUUGGGUUAUCAACUUAAGUUAGCACUGGACCAGUACGGUGACAGAACUAUAUAUGACAAGGGGCAAAGAUUGGUAAAAAGUAUGGGGCCCCUUUUCGACAAUGUGGCAAUAGAGCCAUGCUUGCUACAUGGAGACCUCUGGAGUGGAAAUAUCUUCUCUGACAAGAACGGGGAGCCUGUUAUAUUGGACCCAGCAUGUUAUUAUGGACACAAUGAGGCGGAAUUCGGAAUGUCCUGGUGUGCUGGCUUUGGAGGAUCAUUCUAUAAUUCGUAUUUUGAGGUGAUGCCCAAACAGCCAGGAUUUGAGAAGAGGAGAGAUCUUUACAUGCUGUAUCACUACUUAAAUCAUUAUAACCUCUUUGGUUCCGGCUACCGGUCAUCAGCCAUGUCCAUAAUAGAUGAUUACCUGGCCAUGCUGAAAGCUUAGUACAUUGUUGAUAAUAAGCUAGCAUGUAGAGAAUGAGGUUCUUGUCCUGCACAUAUUGCCAUGCGGCUCAGGCUUAUCAUUGCGUUCUGCUAAUUUCGGUAGCGUUGUCUCCUCCAUUUAUGUAGCUACAGUUUCGGGUAAGCUUCAUGUUUUAUUCUUGAAUGGGGGAGUCUGGUUUGGGAUAAUGUUUCUCUCGCGUGUCUAUAUAUAUUAUAUAGAUACAUGUAUAUCGUCUGGCACCGUGAACAUUUCGACAUGAUCCCUCUUGUUGUACUCUUUGGUCCACGAUGAAAGGCAAAGCCUCCACUAUUUCCAGUAA
Messenger RNA from Neltuma alba, 1709 nucleotides. RefSeq names its product protein-ribulosamine 3-kinase, chloroplastic-like. Lineage: Eukaryota; Viridiplantae; Streptophyta; Magnoliopsida; Fabales; Fabaceae. The record is from RefSeq and is a predicted model, not a curated record. The coding region runs from base 401 to 1390 and encodes 329 amino acids. The transcript has 10 exons.